AUGUGUGUUGAGGUGAGCGCUCAAUCCUCCACCAACACCUCGUCGAUGGCGGACCACAGACCAGAAGACUGGACGCCCGACCAACCGGCACGCGUUGAGUGGGACUGUCGUCUUGCAUCACUGCGCAACGUCCUCACGGAUCUACGUGGCCUCCUUCAGGAUCUUGUUGCUAUUCCUACAAAGGUAUCCUCCUCCUUGACUGCGUGUUGA
Hydatigera taeniaeformis is the source of this 210-nucleotide messenger RNA. Lineage: Eukaryota; Metazoa; Platyhelminthes; Cestoda; Cyclophyllidea; Taeniidae. The record is from the annotation of a GenBank genome assembly.